This is a messenger RNA of Daldinia vernicosa, 1913 nucleotides long. RefSeq names its product FAD/NAD(P)-binding domain-containing protein. Gene Ontology annotation, molecular function: oxidoreductase activity. The transcript has a single exon. The record is from RefSeq and is a predicted model, not a curated record. Lineage: Eukaryota; Fungi; Ascomycota; Sordariomycetes; Xylariales; Hypoxylaceae. Bases 62 to 1570 code for a protein of 502 amino acids.
CUUUGGUUAUUGACAGAAGAUAAUACAGGGUGGCUCUUAUAUCUUUCACCACACGGUGACUAUGUUUCAUCGACAGGGCUUCCAUGCCGAUCCCGUGAAUCUCCAGGUCUCAUUCGGCAAAGACGAAACUUUUUGGACUAAUGUAUUUCCAACACGCCUACUGGCCUGCCACGAGAAGGAAGUUAGGCGGCUACCAACAGUGUUAAAAAUAAUACGUUGGUUCGAAGUCUUCUUUGCCUUACUUCCUCUGAAGCUUGUCCUCAAACUAUUCAGGUUCUCUGAGGAAUUCACCAACACAAUUGCUCUACCCAUGACUGCCUUAUUUCUAGGAACGGGGAAUGGUACCCCAGAAGUUCCUACCAUUAUGUUUGAGAGACUCUUUACGUCGCCAACGUACGGAAUGUGGUAUGCUCCUGAUAAAAACGCCUUCGUCAAUAACAGACCCCCGAUGAUUGUCUUCCCCAAUUUCUCCGAAUUUUACGGCGCUUGGAUGAAGGAUCUAAUCGCGCGUGGCGUAAUUGUUCGCUUGUCCACAGAGCUCACCGAGAUCGUCCAGAGGAAUAAUCGCGGGGUCAUUGUCGAACUAAAAGCACGGACGCCUGUACCCGACAGGCAUAACCCCACUGGGGGCGAUCCGUACGCUCCAGUUACCGGGGAGGUAUAUGAUGAGAUUGUUAUGUGUUGCCUCGCUGACACGGCGAAGAAAGUCUUGGGUCGAACAGCGACCUGGAGGGAGAAAAAGGUACUAGGGUCAGCCAAAUUUAGUGAUGACAUUACCAUCACUCACAACGACUCAGACUAUAUGAAGAAGCACUAUGAGAACUUCUACCGACAAGACUUAGCGGUUGCUAAGGUGAACGGUGUGGGGCAAACGUCGCGUCUUGAUUUUGCGGUGAGUAACUUCAGACCGAUGUAUUAUAUCAAGAUGUACCCGGAGGAUCAGUCGAAACUGGAGAUGUGCUUCGAUACGACGAACUACCAGUGCCAAUUCCCGGAUAAGGUUCCCUUUGAGCAGCAUGUGUUCCAGACCAUCUAUCUCAACAAAGACCGCGAUAGGAAUCUAUGGACGGACCAUGAGAUCAGAGAGGAAAAGAUCAUUCGAAAAGACUGGUGGCAUCAGCUUUGCCACAGCUAUACACACUAUCUCUUGGUCGUACCGUGGAUGAUGUUUCUUCAAGCGAAGAACCAUACCCGCUAUGCGGCAGCAUGGACUCUGGUUAACGCUCACGAAACUGCUGUCAUGUCUGGAAUCGCUGCCGCUGUAGACCUUGGGGCGGAAUAUCCCGAGGAUCUUGAACACGACAAGUUUGCGUUUUUCUGUUUUCGGCUAUACUACCUUCUCGUGUACGGCAAGUGGUAUCAGCGCAGAUACACUAGUAAGCAAGGAGGAGAGCGCACGACGCAGGCCGCCAGAGAAGGCAAGAGCUGGGCGACGGGGCCAUACGGCGGUGUAUACGAGGGCCCCGGAGUAUCAAAAACGGAGCGGCAGACGUGGAAAGAGGGGCUCCAGAAUGGCACCAGCACUAAGAACUUGGCCGAUGGGAACGCAUCCGGGAGGAGCCAGCCCUGAGCACGACCGUUCUAUGUAAAGACAUGUUCUAGAACGAAUUCGGCACGGAGUGCGUGUAUACCCGAGCGCCAUGAAUCCGGAAAUCUGCCAAUUCAUCUUUUCCAAGUUCCAGGAUUCGAGUUCAACUAUGGUUCGAACUGCACUACGAGAUACUACCCUUCUUAACUGUCACAGGGGCACGAGCCACACUUGUGCGGUGGCCUGCGGCAGUCUGCGGUGGCUCGACUAUCUACCUGUCUUUCCACUUUGUUGGUUUCUUCCAACGUGUAAUAUGCGUUGAGCCUCAAUAUUAUAUAAGUGAACCACGAUUAGAGGCAGUCUAGUUUAGCAAUUCACGGUCUAC